CCAAAAGGCUUUCAGGACUACCAAACAUCAUCGUGAAGUGGGACAUGUGUAGCUGAUUGAGAAGCGAGCCAUUUCUCUGUGAUGAAGACAUACAGGUCUACCAUUGCAAAGGCAAACAUUCAGCUUAUGCUGAACUGCUACUGAGACAUGUGAGCUCCUCCUCUGGCUCCUCCCCCUAUGUUUCAUCCUACUACUCCACCUCUUCCACCUCCUCACCUCCUCCUCCCUUGUCUUACAUAUUGCCUAGCGCUCUGAUACAGGAUGAGGCUUCAACCUAUGCGGGAAUUUUUCCUAGUAGUUGCUCACGGCUGAAUCUGCGUGUCAGAGAGGAUGACAGCGCAGCCUGCAUCCAAGCAGGGUUUUCAGAAGCAGCAAGCAGGAAUCUGUUGGGAGGGAAAAAGUCUGUCUGCGCAGCCCUGAGCACUGAAGAAGCUUUACUUACUUUCAUUGCCAGUGGAGUUGCUAUAACUUUGCAGAAAGUGUGAGGAGCUGAGAAAUUACCUUUGAUUUUUCAGAAGAUUUUCAAGCUCACGAGUUCAUCUUCAGUGAAAGAGAAGACUCUUCGAAGAGACCUUCGGCUGAUCAUCGUUCGUGAUAACGAGGAGCUCUUUUCAGUCAUUCCCUCUUCUGUGAAAAAUGUCUGAACAGCAGCAUCGAGGCACCUCAGCAGCUUUGUCACAUGGACGUUGACACCGAACAGCUGUUACAUUUACCAUCUUUUCUCAGAACGAAGCUGGAAUAUUGAGGAGCUAGAGCCUACUGCACGAUGAUGCUGACCGGUCUGUUUGCAUCGAAGUGCUUUGUACUUAGCAACUGAUGAGGAUGCGAGACAGUGUGAUGACCUACCUGUAUUUGGCAAAUGUGUUUUUCACCUCGUUGGAGAGAAGAGCACAGAGGGAAAAAGUCAGCGAGAGAGAACAGGAGAGGGGAAGAGAAAGCCAGCAAGGGAAAGUGUGAGGCAACAGUUAAAGGGAAGAUCUACAGAGCCAACUCUGCCAAACUGAAGACGAAGUCAAAGAAAAACAACCUAUCAAAGACUUGGCCACAUGCCCGUUUAAUGCUGGAGCAUUGUGUUCGUUCGGAGCGAUACAGGGUAACUGCUGAAUCCACAUGAGGCUACAAAGAGAUAUUUUCCAACAGUAACACAGCUCUGCAACAAAGCGUAAUGGAUGCUUCAAACAGUACUUUUGGCAACACUUCACAUGUCUCCCCUGCUCCUCACAGCCUUUGGGAGGCUAUAGCCAUCGCCACGGUGUCGGCCAUUGUCAGCCUGAUAACAAUAGUUGGUAAUGUGCUAGUUAUGCUGUCCUUCAAAGUAAACAGUCAACUUAAAACUGUAAACAACUACUACCUACUGAGUCUGGCCUUUGCGGACCUCAUCAUAGGAGUUUUAUCCAUGAACCUGUAUACCACAUAUAUACUAAUGGGUUACUGGUCCCUGGGGAACCUUGCAUGUGACCUCUGGCUAGCAGUAGAUUAUGUAGCCAGCAAUGCUUCAGUUAUGAACUUACUUGUUAUCAGUUUUGACAGAUACUUCUCCAUUACAAGGCCACUGACGUAUAGGGCAAAGAGGACUCCAAAGAGGGCUGCCAUUAUGAUAGGUCUGGCAUGGUUGGUGUCAUUUAUCCUUUGGGCUCCACCCAUUCUGUGCUGGCAGUACUUUGUAGGAGAGAGAACAGUGCAAAUGAACCAGUGCCAAAUCCAGUUUUUAGCACAGCCCGUCAUCACAUUUGGGACAGCCAUUGCUGCGUUCUACAUCCCAGUCUCUAUUAUGACCAUUCUUUACUGCAGGAUUUACAAAGAGACGCAAAAACGGACAAAAGAUCUAGCAGAGCUGCAAGGGCUCACAAAGGAACAUGUUCCAGAGGGGGCUAAACCACAGAAAACUAUUAUUCGUUCUUGUUUUCAUUUCACCCGAGAGCCAAGAGACCAGAGUCAGGCCUCCUGGUCCUCAUCUAAUCAAAGUAAUGCCACAAAAACUACCACAAGGUCAGAUGAGGCAUGGGCGAAAGCAGACCAGAUCACGUCUUUUAAUAGCUACACGUCCUCAGAAGAAGAGGAACAACACGUUUCAAUAGAAACCCCGCAAGGAUCCUUCAAAGAGCCAGGAAGUGGAGAAACUAAUAAAAAUGGACAGGUGACUGAUUAUGCAGAAGAUGAGUAUUUUUCCACACCUCAAAAAAAGAACAGCAAAAAGUGCAUCUCAUAUAGGUUUAAACUUGGCUCAAAGGGUAAAAACGGCAAUCCUAUGAGCGCAACAUCAUGCCCCCCCGAAGCAGAGCUGCCCACCAAAAAUGCCUCCCCCUCCUCAUCCUCCACCACCUCCAAACCCAUGGACACUGCCCUGAAGAACCAGAUUACUAAGAGAAAGAGGAUGGUGCUGGUGAAGGAGAAAAAAGCAGCCCAGACUCUUAGUGCCAUCCUCCUGGCUUUCAUCCUGACAUGGACGCCAUACAACAUCAUGGUGCUUAUCUCUACUUUCUGUUCCGAAUGCAUCCCGACAUCCCUGUGGCACCUGGGCUACUGGCUGUGCUACGUCAACAGCACCAUCAACCCGAUGUGCUACGCUCUCUGCAACAAGACCUUCCAGAAGACGUUCCGCAUGCUUCUGCUGUGUCAGUGGAGGAAGAGGAGGAGAGGUGAGGAUAAGCUAUACUGGGGUGGACAAAACCCAAAUGUCAACAAUAAAAUGACUUAAUGUGUCCCUGCAAUAUUACACCAAACUUACUUUUGUCCACGUUGUUGGAUUUUCUUGACAUAUACAGUAGUCAGUGGUCUUCUUCAGCAUGAAGUGCCAGAUGUGAUUUUCGUGUUAAAAUACAUGCUGGUUUAAAAUGAGCUGAGCCUGAUGAAGCGCCUAAACGUCUGCUGUUAUAGGAAAGAAAGGUGUCACAGAAAGGUGUCUGCACAUUCUCACAUAAUUAAAGGUUAACGAACAGGUUCAGAUGUUUUCUAGUCUGUCUUGAAGUGAUAUACCACUGGUUCCACACAUUGAAGUCUGAUUACAGACCUACAGAUUGCAUGGCUGCUGCGGGAGCAGCGUGAAGUAGGGGUGUCCGUGAUGUUUAAAAAAUGAAAUAUCAACAUUGUGUUAAUAAUGCAUGUAUGAUAAUCAUAAAUAAUUGUGUAUUUGUUCUUUUUGUAUGCUUUUGUAUAGUUAUAUGGCUUUAGACUCUAUUGCCACCUGAAUGCAUUUGUGAGGUUAAUUAAUGUAAAAAAGACACAAUAAAAAAAGUUAUAGAUUAAUUUGACUGAUAGAAUUAUUGCUAUUUUUUUAAUAGAUAUCGUGAUAAUAGCAAUAUUGUGAAUCUUUGUUUUGGUUUUAUUUGGUCACGAUAAUCAUGCAAAAACGUGACAUCAUGACAGCCCUAGUAUGAAGUCUGAUAAACCGCCUUGUGCUACAUCAUAUCACUUGAGUCAGUGUCCGUUUUAGAUGUCUAAGGGGUGUUGAGUUUAGAAACAAGUUAUCUUAUCAAACUUCAAGUUAUCUUAUCUAACUUCUGACAAAACUGUUUUUGGUUAAGUUGUAUGGUGGCUUAAUACAGGCACUAGAUUUUUUUGUUUUGUUUUUGUUACAAGAAUAGGAAAGUCAGCAAUGACAUAUAUCUCUCUUUCAACUCCUGUUUUUAAUAGUUAAUAACAAGUUACUGGAGCACACAUUUAAAUAUUUGUAAUAUACUUACACACCCAUAUCCUUCCUCUCCAUAUGGGCAAUACUGCUGUCCCUUUGCAACUGAGAUGUAAAUGCACUCAGACACUAAAAUAUAUGGUACAUAACAUAUAUUAUGACUAAACAGUCAACACUUUUAUUGCAAGAAAAAAGUGACAUUUACAUAAGGCAAAAAAAAAAAAGCAGAAGAAACAAAAAGUACAGAAAUAAAUAAAUCUGGUGUAAAGGUUGUUAUGGCUUUAUGUAACGGGUGUCAGACACUUUGUCUUUUAUCAAGUCACUUCUUUCUGACCUACAUCAGAAAGGUGAGGUGCUUUUAUGCGUGUUUAUUAAUCCCUUUGUCCAGUCUGAUUUUGUUGAAGUGUAUAAACUGCUUGCUCAACUCAUACUAACUUUACUUUCCAUGGUUAUUAAAAAGAAUUAAGAAACAUUGUUAACUAGAAAGAUGUUCGUAACACAGACAUUCUCAAAACCUGCUCUCGGUACGCUGCACUGAUAUCUCUUGUACACAAUUUUUUUUAAUUUGUCUUGUUCUCUGUUUUCAGUACCUGUGGACAGGCAGGAAAUCAUUAAUGAAUUGCAAAAAAUUGCAAAAUGUGUCUUUUUUUUCUGACAAUGUAAGAAUGAAAAAAAAAAUUUGGUCAAUAUUUAUUUUUUAUAUGUAUUUUCAUCCUUUGAGACCAUUAAACACUAUAAAAGUCUGAUGUCUGUAGUUCCCCCAAUAUCGAGUUGCUCAUUUAACUGCGAAACUUGCGUUUACUUUACAUUUUUAAGGAAUUUCUAAAAAGUGAUGCCAGGUAUUCAGUUACACUGUUAAACACCAUACUGAAAAUAAUUUUAGGCUAAGGACUUUUAAAUUGUUCACAGCCUCAUUUGAAGACAUUAUAAUUCCAAACCCAGCUAUAUUGCCCUUUAUCAUCUGUUUACAUAGCAGCUUCUAGUACUGGACUUCUGACCUGUUUUCCAUUUGCAUCUAUAUUGUGAUCCCCUGUGACCUGCUUAUUACAUGUUUAUAUAGUAAACAGAGAGUACAGCGCUUAGUUCUGCCAACCUCACCAGGAUUACAAUCAUUUUCAAUAUAGCUAAUUUACAAGAUAAUAAAUAAGCUGUGUUUAUAAUUUACACAUGAACUGUAACUUCUGCAAGGGGACACCUGCAAAAUAAAUAAAAUAAAAUUCAACUGGUUCACUGGUUAAGAAACCAAAUAAAACCAAAUAAAAAUUAAAAAUCAAACAUGAUAAUAAAAUAGUAUUCUUUCCAAACCAGUGGCCCAAGUAACAACCACCACCCCACCUUCAAUGGCAAGCCUGUCUCAAGCCUGAUUACAGGGGUUCUAACAAUCUUUUUUAGUGAAAUAUCCUGGAGUCAAAAUCUCUGAUCCUAUCCUUUCAACCUCAUAUAAUUCAUAAUUCUCCUUUAUUCUGUUACUCUGUAUAUAAAUGACAUAGCAUAAGCUCACAUAUUUCAAAACAAAGCUGUAACAGGAAUAACAUAUUUCACAGAUUGUGUCAGAUUUUACACUUCACAAAUGGUGAAUGUAAAUUGUUUACAGUGUAUUAUUGUUCAGUGAAUGUCUUUUCCUGUUUUCUAUCUUGUUGAUAUUUGAUCAUGUGUAUAAGGGCUAAUCGGUACAUUUAUGUGCAUUUACAGUUGCAUUAGUUUAACACUAGUAAUAUGAGAUUAAGAUUGUUAUGGACACCUCUUGUCUUCUUUUUGCUGUAAAAAGAUGAGUGAUGUUGUAAAUUAUUUCACUUUUUUUGUCUAUUAUGAUGUAAUGUUAAAUGUAUCUUUCUGAUCUGAACUCUGUGCCUUUUGUUCUGCUCAUAGUGGCAAAAAUUCCUUUGUGAAGGAGCUUGUGCUUACUGUCUGUCUGCACUUCUGUAAGUGUCUUUGUGUAAUAAUAUACACAGUAAAAUACAAACUUCAAGGCAAACAUUUAAUGACCAACACACAAGUUGAAGACUAUCUCAUUUGUCAAUAAUUCUUCUUUGAGAGGUGAGGCAAAUCGUUACCGUCCUCCAAUGGUUGAUUGACUACCCGAAUGUGCCAUGUACCAACGACAUGACUCUAAACAAAUCCCAGACGUCACCGAAGAUUUUACUGGUCCCAAGAGUCCAGGUCAGCACAGUUGUUCUGCAUUGAAAGUUUCUUUGCUCUAAUGCAACACCACAUGAAAAGAACAAAGCCAUUAAUUAACUGAUCUCAUUAACAGUAAUUGGCGUUUUCAAAGUCUGAUAAAGCUCAGUUGACCUGUGGCGUCACUGAAACACUAAAAACUAUUUCACUGGAGAACUCACCUUUGUGUUUAUGGAAGCUUGUUUCCACCACUGGAAAAAAACACCACAACAUUUUUUGCCCACCACAAGUCAAAAUAUUAGAUCAUUGUUUAAAGAUUUUGAGUUCGGUAUCUCAGGAUUUCAAAAUAAAUAAGUCAGAAUUCAGAAAAAAAUAUUAAACUUUAGUUAAAAUUUUGAGAUAACCCCAAAUUUUAAAUUAUGGGUGGCAUUUUUUUUCCUUUCCCCUCCAGUGGCAGAAAUAGGCUUGUAGAUGUGCUGAAUGAACUCUGGUACUGUAGUUUCUCUUUAAUCUCAAAUACACAAUGCAACCAUGAAACCCUAAAACACCAAAAUGCAGCUGAAAAUAGUCUUCAGUUAAUAUUUCCACACAUUUGGUAAAAAUGAGUUUUUAGCAGUUUAGCUCUAGCUUUUAAAUAAAACAUUUAGAGUCAAAAUAAGCACUAAAUUGCUUUGGACUAAGAGCCACAGUCAUGAUCGAAACUUUGAAAAGUAUUAGGGAAAACAACAAGCGUUCUUUUAUUUUGAUGCUUUCACUUAACUCAUUUAGCAUGAGUAAUCUACAGGACACUGCCAUGCGCAUUCUUCACACAGCAACUCAUUCUUAACCUUGGAAAAAGGCAAUUUGAUGAAAACUACUCAUUUUAAAUUGUGUCACACCAUCACCAUUUACCUGUGGACGGGGCAUGACUGGAAAAAGAUGCAACUGCAUGCAAGUUGACCUAAUUCACGACAUGUUUUGUCUACUCUGUGCUUGAGAGAUAACUUUUAGAUUAUAUUUAUAUUCACUACUUCUCACCAAAACACAUUCUGUGCAUCAUAAA
This is a messenger RNA of Oreochromis niloticus (Nile tilapia), 6788 nucleotides long. RefSeq names its product cholinergic receptor, muscarinic 5b (gene chrm5b). Lineage: Eukaryota; Metazoa; Chordata; Actinopteri; Cichliformes; Cichlidae. The transcript has 2 exons. Bases 1166 to 2698 code for a protein of 510 amino acids. Gene Ontology annotation, molecular function: G protein-coupled serotonin receptor activity; G protein-coupled acetylcholine receptor activity. The record is from RefSeq and is a predicted model, not a curated record. Gene Ontology annotation, biological process: adenylate cyclase-inhibiting G protein-coupled acetylcholine receptor signaling pathway; G protein-coupled receptor signaling pathway, coupled to cyclic nucleotide second messenger; chemical synaptic transmission. Gene Ontology annotation, cellular component: dendrite; synapse; plasma membrane.